This is a messenger RNA of Aedes aegypti (yellow fever mosquito), 6680 nucleotides long. It is a transcript of the gene disp, whose product is annotated as protein dispatched. The record is from RefSeq and is a predicted model, not a curated record. NCBI's taxonomy places the organism in Eukaryota, Metazoa, Arthropoda, Insecta, Diptera, Culicidae. Bases 831 to 4340 code for a protein of 1169 amino acids. The transcript is spliced from 9 exons. Gene Ontology annotation, cellular component: membrane.
CGGACGCCGUAAACGUCAAGCUUUCGGUUUCUCGCGUCGAGUCGAGCGUCAAAAGCAAAAUUUUCUUCUCGGUCGGUUCGGUGUUCAGCACUUUUCCCUGCUGCAAGUGGAAAAACCGGUGAAAAUGGCUCGCUUAGGUCUCGCCCGGUGCUAAAUCAAACCUCCAAGUGUGCGCUAGUGCUUCCGGUUUCAGGGCGAAUCUCCGCCGCCUGCGGGUUGUGUAAAUAAACGUGGAAAAUCGUGCAAAAUAUGCUGCUGAAAAUUCAAGGGUGAAAAUCCUGCACAUCCUUUGCAGAAAGUUUGCGUUGGGGGAGGUCAAGUGCACAGCAGGGAAUGUGUUUUGUCGGUUUUGUGUCCUUCCCGGAAAUGGGAGUGCUGCAUCCAACUCUGUAUUUGCUGCCAUUUCAAGGGAACAAUGCUUCCCGAUGAGGGGAAUGGAAAAUCUAGGGCCGAUGUUUGCCUAAAAAAUGGUUGUUUGUCGAAACUAGUGAAGAAUGAUUUUUUUCCUCCCGCAAACAAACCUACAGGUACCUUUGCACACACACAUACAAAAAAUACAUAUUCACGAGCAAAAGUAGUGAGGAAAAAUGUAAACAAUAAAAAAUCGACGGACAUCAAGAGAAGAAAAACAACAAGAAACGGACUCACCAACAAAAAAUAGCGACAGUGUGGCCAGUUUUUUAAUGAAUUGCAAAAAUGUGAUAGUUGAAUUAUAACGUAUAAUUUAUGUUACAAGAAAAAGGCGCGCCAUACAAUAAUACAUUACCACAGUUCUCAUUUUUUAACGUACAAUUGCCAGCGUCUCGAAGUAUAAUUCACUCGUUCUCAACAUGCAUUGGUACUACAAGCUGCUUGCUCGCCGGCCACACUUCGUUCUGGUCUCUGUUGGUAUCUUCUCGAUCGCGUGCGUAGUAGUGGCUCUGAUAACGAAAAAGCUGCCGGACUUUGACGAUCCAACGCUGGGUUUUGAAGCCCGUGGUACCUCGAUCGGCAAACGAUGGACUGCAUGGCGCAAUUUGUUGGAGGAAACCAGUGCUUCCGGACGGUUGAUCGCCAAUCCCAAAGAGUUGUACGACCGCAGCGUGGCGGCCGAAGGUGUGGAACACAAGCGUAAGAAAGAUCGAAAGAAGGCCAACAAUAACUCGAAGAAGCGCAACAAAUCGAACAAAAUGAAAAUGCUGAAGGAGCUUACGUUGAACAAUCGAUCGUCGAACGGAGAAGUGAUAAGCUUCGAAGAGUACGAUAACGAAACGUUCAUCAGCCGACACGAUAAUUGGGAGUACGGGAGGAAUAUGUCGUUCUACGCAGAGGAGACCAGCAACAAAACGAUGGAGAAGAAACGUGCUAAAUGGGACACGCUCAGGAAGCUGAAGCCUCCUCCGGAUCUGAUGGAAAUGCACAUACCGGCUGAUGGUUUCUUCUGUGAAUCACCAAACAAAGAAUUCGCGCAUUUUGUGGUGCAGCGUGUCAAUCACAACCUAAGCGAUUCACUGUUCGAACUGAACGCGUUUCUGGCGAUGUGUGACCUGGAGCAGCGUAUCGUCAGUACCGAGCACUACGAAGAUCUGUGUCAGAAGGAACUGACCAGCGACAAUUGCUGUCGGCCGUGGUCCGUCGUGAACUACGUCACAUUUCUAUCGAACAAGACGUCCUGCUUCGAUCUGGAUGAGGAGGACAUUGCGAUGGUGAAAACACUACUGUUCGACUGCUUCCAGUACUACAACAACUUGAAACUGGACAACGAUUGCGUCCGGUUUGCCUGUGCGGUCCCAAAUGAAUGCAAGCAACACAAUGCGGUGUACAACAUUCUGCACUACUUGACGGAUGUGGAUUUUAUUAAGUUGAAUGAAUCUUCCGAAUUUCUCAAUGCCACCAUGAUAUUUCUGCCAAUAGCGAGAAGCACGAAAGCGAUGGAUUUCUACCAUAGCCUACGGCAAGAGAACUUGGAGAACGUCUUGGUCGCCGUCGUGGCAAUGGAUUUGGGCUUGAAGAAUGCCCUUUUCGACGAGUGUCUUCUACGCGACGGUUGGCUUGUGGGACUCGGAGGAAUCUUUGUGGUGAUCUCGAUGUGGCUCUACACGAAAUCACUUUUUGUGACGCUGAUGACGGUUGUGGCUGUGAUUUUUUCGUUGGGGAUCGCCUACUUCAUCUACACGCUGAUUUUUGAGCUGUCGUUCUUUCCGUUCAUGAACCUGCUGGCGGUGAUCGUUGUCGUUGGAAUCGGAGCUGACGACGCAUUCAUCUUCCUCAAAAUAUGGCAAUGCGUCAUUACGGAUCGUGUGAAGGCAACAGGGGCCGUAGUUGCGUUGGGACCUUCGACGUCUGCUUUCGCGUCGGAAGCAAAUGCUGCACGGUCCGACACGCUAGUUGGAAUCAUGGCCAGUGCGCUGAAGCAUGCAUCCCUUGCCAUGCUGGUUACGUCGUUGACCACUGCGGCCGCUUUCUAUGCUUCGUAUGUUAGCUCGAUCACAGCCAUUAGGUGUUUUGGCAUAUUCUCCGGAACGGCGGUUAUGGCCAACUACUUUCUUAUGGUGACGUGGCUGCCGGCUUCGGUGUCGGUGGCGGAACGGAUAUCGUGCAUCUCGCUGGUGAAACCGGUGGAGAACAUCGUGGAGAAGCUUACGUGCCCGUUCAAGGCAAUUAGUCAAUUAGGUAGAAAAAUAGAAGACUUCAUAAUAUCAUUAGUAAUUAGUGUUCCACUGUUGUGGAUUGUGUUGUUGGGUGUUACUGGUGUGCUUAGUGGUGUGAUAGUGCUACAUUGGCCCAAAUUGCGACUGCCGGAUUCGCCAGAUUUUAAAUUGUUCAUCAGCAGCCACCCUUUCGAGCGUUAUGACAGCGAGUACAAGGAUCUCUUCUGGUUCGAGAAAACUUAUAAUACACUGGACACCUUCAAGCUGCCGCUGCGCUUCGUCUGGGGUGUGCAACCGGUGGAUCGGGGCAACUUUCUUGAUCCGGAAAAACGCGGCUCGCUGUACUUCGACGAGAGCUUCAACAUGAGUGCCCCCGAGUCGCAGCAGUGGCUGCUGAAGUUCUGCAAAAGCCUCAAGAACCAGACGUUCUAUCAGAAUAGCUCCGGAAUGCUGCUGCCGAACUGUUUCAUCGAAAACUUCAUCUACUGGAUGUCCCGACGGUGUAACGAUUACAUGGCCGGUAUAGACAGGACACCGUGCUGCGAGGUGUCACCAUCUCCGUUUGCGCCGGAAGUGUUCGAUCAGUGUCUACCGGAGUGGAUAUCCAGCUUGUACGGGACGUCAUGGGAGAUGUUCAUACCCGGUGUGGCCGGCCCGAAGUUUGCCCGGCAGCCGUUCGUCAAUGGAAGUGGCCUGCCGCAGGUGAAGGCCGUCGUCAUCGAGUACGAGAGCAAUCAGGUAUUUACGAUGUCGUAUUCUGAGAUUGAGGGCUUCGUGCAGGCGGUGGAAGAAUGGUUGGGGAAAAUGCUGGAGGACGCGCCUGCUGGUAUGCAGAACGCGUGGUUCAUAAGUGAGUUGGAGUUUUUCGACUUGCAGCACACGCUGUCCACGGGAACAAUGGUGGCCAUCUGUAUGGCCAUGGGUGUAGCGCUGUUGGUGUUGCUUUUAGUAACAUUGAAUGUGUUGAUUAGUUUGUACGCGAUAGUGACUGUUACGUUUACGAUUCUGACCACGGUGGCCGUUCUAGUGCUGCUGGGUUGGAAAUUGAAUGUGCUGGAAAGUGUAGCCGUUAGUACGGCAAUAGGUUUAGCGGUAGAUUUUAGCUUGCACUAUGGAGUUCAUUAUCGUCUGUCGACCGAUUCGGAUCGGAAAUCAUCGACUCACUACUCUUUGACAAGAAUGAUAGGUCCAACGGCGAUGGCAGCGAUCACUACGGGCAUUGCGGGAGCGCUUAUGCUUCCAUCCAGUGUGCUGGCAUACAUUCAGAUCGGGGUGUUCCUGGUUAUCGUAAUGCCCAUCAGUUGGAUCUACGCUACGUUCUUCUUGAUGAGCUUGCUGAGGGUAAUCGGGCCGCAGUUUGGUUUCGGGCAGUUUCGGUAUCCGAAACUGGGGAGUGCAUUGCGCGAUAGUGGGAAGGCACAGAUGGAUGGUACGAAUCGGUUGAACCAUCUGCAUCAGAACACGGUUUCCGAGCAGCUGCUGUCGAACUCGAGUUCGGCCGCCGGGGAACUGGUGGGUUCGGAAUCGCACGAGCUUGACUCGUUGACCUCGAACUCGAUCAUCAAACCAAUCAACCUGGACAUUUCGCGGCCGAUUAAUUUUGAUCGGGCGUUUAAGAAAAAGUAUUCGCUGCCCCGGGAGCACAGCCCGUCGACGGCCAGCGCCAUUACGGUGGUUCUACCGGAUGACGUAGAUUUUAAGAAUGGGUAAUGACAUGGUGUUUUAGUUAUAUGACUGUUGGAAGUUGUUGCUAAAAUUGAUCUCAAGACGAGUGUAAGAGACGCACAUAUUUCGUAGGCAAUUUUUCAGGUGUUGCGGCUUUCUUACUAUGUAUAAUCAGCUAGGGAGUUCGCUCACGCUCGUUUGUACAUGAACAUUGACCUUCCGUUCUCAGAAUCGAUAAUGCGUUUGUCUAGCAUUGAAUCUUAACGGGAUAGCCCAUAUGGCAUAAAGAUUGUUUGGCGUGAAGUCGUUUGGCACAAACUGCCCAUCUUUGCAUAGUCGAUGUAAGCGCUAUUUACAAGUGUUGCAGCUUUAAUUUAUUAUUUAGGGUAUGAUUGCAAAUAUUAUAUUCUGUAAUCGAUUUUCGUUCUAAACCUCAUCUAGAUGUCUACAAAGAAAAACUCUAAAAGUAUUUUUUAUUCCCUAUCAGCUAGUGUGAUUUGUGUAAACGUAAGUACAACAGUAAGUGCUAUUUUGUUACUUCGGAUUGCACCGUGUCUGUUCAAUUUGGUAGACACGAAGCACUUCUACUUUGACGUACCUAUUCGAGAAAAGUAUGAAAUGAAAUCAGGCGGACACUGUUCCGUAGAUGGGCUACAUCGCCCGUAAGCAGUCGACAAAAAUGUAAUUUUUAACCGUUUUGUGAUGAUAGUAAGUAAUAUGUUUUGUAUGGCGUUGCGUUUCAUGAAUGUGUUCAUUGUCAAUCGUUGAUAUAAACUACACAAUGAGUGGCCAUUUGGCAUAACUAGAAUUCCAGUAUAGUUAUAUGCUCUUUCUUUUCAAGUAUUAUGUUCGUCAUGGCAUACAAAUAGUCUUUCCAUAUGACCAUUAUGCCAAAUGAUGCCCAAUUUGAUAAAUUAUGCCAAAUGGCGUUAUGCCGAACGACUUCAUACCAACAAACCUUUUCGAUAAUAAGUAGUAACUAGGGUUUUAUCGUGGUUCUAAAUGCGGUUCCAGUAUGUGGAAACGUUAUCGAAAACCAAAUCAAUAUAUCAAUUUUUGAUUGUAAGUUUGUUAAUGGAUACACCCCAUUUGAAUCAUGAGCGACAAACAUGCGUGUGUAAUAUUUCACAAAACCCUCAUACUUGCUCACUCAUGAAAAGAAUCACCUUAGAUUGGGUGAAGACUGAUUUGCAUCAAGUCAAACCGUGCCAAAAUAAAAUUCGCUUUGAAGAGCAAUCGAUCACUGUAGCCACAAACAAUCAGAUGUAACACAUGACAGAAAAUUUGAAAAUUACAAUUGUUGUCGUAAAUGCUGAAUGCUACGAGAACUCAGUUUUACCGAGCAGGUACCAGAGGUCGGUUGUGUGUGAAUGUAGAACACGAACAGGAAUGAAUUGUUGAUGGGCCUUUGACCACUUACCAUACAUUUGAAUUCGUUAAAAAGGUGGUCGAAGUACUAUGUGUCGAGUGGAUUCCACAACAUAACUGUGUGUGGUGUGGACUCCACAAUACUGUGGAGGAUUACGCCUGUUUGUUUGUGCUACAGUUAUAAUGAUACUUAAUGUGAGAAACGAAAAAUUCUCCACACAAAUGCCAAUUUAUACACUUUAGAAGCACCCUAGAGAGAGAAAAGGAAUAGGUAGUAUUGCAAAUAGAUUAUUUCUAGCAGUCCAGUCAAUCAAAAAAAAAUCUGUGACAAUAUCUAUUACCGGGUACUCCAAGUACUAGAAACAGACAAAGAGAGAUAGAAAGACAGAGGUUGCGAAAGAACCUUAUUUUUUUCGCCAACAGAAAACAAACAGUAUCGUUGUGAAUUUAGGAGCAGAGAAGCGAAGAACUUCCUACUACAGUCGCAAAUGUAGUUAUUAACUGAAAGCAUUUAUCUUGACCGUGCAGCGCGUGUGUUAGGUUUUAGUUUUAAAUGCAGAAUAUUCGUGUUAGGAUGUGUAUGUGUGUACGUUCGUAGGAGCAGAUGUACUUAAACAGAAAAAAUGGUUAAUUAUCAGUGGUUUUCUUCGUCUGAUACAGGAUCGCAUCCUCGAAACUGACUAUAUUUAUACUUUUGAACAGGGAGACAUACAAACAAGAAAUACGAAGUUUCAACCAGUAGCAGGUGAAAUAGCAUAUUGAAAUUGAACUUGAUCCCAUUGCUCUAAGACUAGAAUCGUGCGGUAGACGAAGUAAGAGUAAAUUGAAACAUAGGUGACAACAACCGUAACGCUCAAAAAUAUUGUGAAACAAUUAUAGAACGUUUUGUGAUAUAUACAAACUUAAGCCGAUAAAUGCAAGAUGUAGUUUUAUCUAGAGUUUUAAGUGACGUGGAAAAAAAAUGCUGACGAUCCGGAAUCAGUUUCGGUCGAAUGCUAAUAAAUCACCACCAGAUUA